Messenger RNA from Ceratina calcarata, 2860 nucleotides. Its product is annotated as protein croquemort. Lineage: Eukaryota; Metazoa; Arthropoda; Insecta; Hymenoptera; Apidae. Gene Ontology annotation, cellular component: membrane; cytoplasm. The transcript has 10 exons. Bases 369 to 2072 code for a protein of 567 amino acids. Gene Ontology annotation, molecular function: scavenger receptor activity. The record is from RefSeq and is a predicted model, not a curated record.
GCAGCCUGUUGAUUCAUCGGACGCGGCAGUAACAGCCGCGCCGUACACAAUACACCGUCGUACGAUAGAGCAGAAGUGAUUAAGCUCUCGGCGACGACGAUCUUGUUACAUACAUACUCGCGAGUUAUCAACGUUUCGUGACUGAACGAGGCCACCCCGACUUGCCAAAGCAAUUGAGACUGGGAGCUACGUGAACGAAAGCUUCGGCGUGGAAGACUAGUGAGCGAGCGCACGCUGGGCCGGGCCGGAAAAGAGCUUGCGGGCCUUGAUCGGGCGGUCAAAACGAUCGCGGCCGUCGCGUCGGAUGUACACAUGAUAAGAAACCGUGAAGAACCAACGGCGUACAUCGUAAACGAGAUCCUAUCACCAUGAGGCCUUGGGCGAACAAAUCCUUUGGCCUUGGCCUCUUCGGCCUGCUGCUGAUCGUCUCUGGCACAGCCCUGUAUUUCUCUGGGCCGGCGAUCUUCCAUCACAUUAUUCAGAAGGAAUUGCCGCUAACGCCGACGUCGAAGGCGUUCGAGGUAUGGAGCGACACGAGUAGCCUGCCUCCAAUGUAUUUCAAAAUCCGUUUCUUCAAUUGGACAAAUCCGGAGGAGCUGAGGGUGCCUGGGUCCAAGCCGAAUCUCCAGGAAGUCGGCCCAUACGUGUUCCGGGAGGUGAGACAGAAAGCGAACGUCACGUUCCACCCUGAGAAUCACACGGUUAGCUACUUCAAUCGACGAUGGUGGUACUACGAGCCGGAAUUGACCAACGGUUCCUUGAACGAUCGGAUCACCCAAUUGAACACCGUCGCGAUAUCGGCGAAACACAAAGUACGAUUCUGGGACCUAGCUCUGCAGAGCACCCUGUCGUUCAUGCUGUCGACGACGUCCAUAUACAACACGAAGACCGUGGACGAGCUGCUGUUCAAAGGGUACAGCGACUCCCUGAUCGACAUCGGAAAGAUGACGGGGAUGGGAGAGGACAUCCCGCCGUUCGACAAGUUCGGCUGGUUCUAUGCGAGGAACGGUUCCACGAUGUUCGAUGGCCAUUUCAACAUGGACACAGGCGUCGAGGACAUCGCUAAUUUCGGGGUUCUACGAAACUGGAACUAUAAGGACACCACCAGAUUUUUUAGGAGCCCGUGCAACCAGGUAGAAGGUAGCGCAGGGGAAUUCUGGCCACCCUAUCAGAAGAAAGACGAGAUCGUCUUAUUUAGCGGUGAUCUGUGUAGGCCAAUGGUGUACGAGUACGAGCAAACGGUGGACCACAUGGGCGUCGAGGGUUACCAAUACGUCCUAAGCGAGAAGACGUUGGGAAACAGUACGAGGCGUCGCUAUCCUCAUGACCAAGCGAGAUAUUUCGAACCGACGACCACCACCGGGGAUUUCUUCGAUGCUGAGCCAUCGGCGGAGAUCACGGAUGAACCGGGAACGAACCCGGACGUGGUGAAUAUUGGAAACUGCUUUUGCAACGGGAAGUGCACGCCCGCUGGUCUGAUGAACGUGAGCUCGUGUCGCUACGGCGCCCCAGUGUUCGCCAGUCUGCCUCACUUCUACAGAGCCGACCCCAGUCUCAGAGAACAGGUCAACGGGAUCAAUUCCGAGGAGGACCAUGACUUCUCUAUCACUCUCGAACCGACAACCGGAAUCCCUCUGAGGGUGGCCGCUAAUUUGCAAAUCAAUAUCCUGCUUGAACCAUCAAAGACUGUGUCACUUUUCAAGAAUGUUCCACGUGUUUAUUUCCCGGUAAUAUGGUUCUCGCUGGAGGUCGACGCCACUGAGAACUUUGUCAACGACUUAAAGAAGCUGCUGGCCGUGCCGAGCGUCUGCAUUUAUGCAGCCGUUAUUAUGAUUCUCGUGGGACUGCUAAUUGUCUGCGGGGUCGCGCUGAUAUAUUUUUUGACCAGCCGCGCGAAAUCUCUGACCGAUGAUAAGAAUGCCAAGCCGACAGAAAGGAAGUUAGAGUUGGUGUACAUCGAUAACGAUAACACCAACGACGACGGAAACGUGAGAAACGAUCGCAGGCUGUAUCCGAAUUCCAUCGAGGGCCGCAACAUGGAUCUACAGUCGAGGCUUCAGAAUGAAAAAUAGAGAAACGAAAAGAUUUUCAUUGGACUCGACUAAAAUUAGGUGUGUUGCGAUUACCAUUGCAAAUGAAUAGCUCCCUGAAGUUCGUGAGGGAUGCGACGUACGCCGAAUCUUUAGAAUUUUAAGUCAAUUCCUAUGGAAUAUUUCUCCCCGAGAAAGGGAAGACUCCGCGAGCUUUUAAAAUACUUCCCAAGAAACGUUUUUAGAAGAAUUAUGAUAAAUGUUCUUUGACAAGAAGUGAUAGCAGGGUUGUAAGUUAAAUCCGAGGACAGUACAUUCCCCAUUUUUAUAUUAUACAACGCGAACUGUAAGACUGACGAAUAUCCGAGACGAGGCUCUUCAGCUCCGCUCGUUUGAUUCGUGUACAUCGUUUCUAAAUAUCUUCGGAAUCAAACUACGUAGUUCCAGUUUCAUUAAGGUAAAUCGUAUACGUUGAAUGGGACCAGUAGGACAGGCUCAACAAGUUGGGCGUCGUUUUUAUUCGUGCAAAUAAAUCAAUUUGGAUGGUGCCAAAUAUUCGCGGUCGCGCGACGAUUCUAUCGCCGACAUACCAAUGUUCCUCUCGCAUCCGAAAUGAAACACUCGUGCCAAAUAGUCAGGAUAAGCUGUUAAGUUUUUGGCCGUAGGCGGCCUGUCUACAGUGUUAAUUGUUAGGAUUAUCAAGGACGUCGAGGAUUUAAAAGAAGCUUGCGAUUGCAAAUCAAGUGCAAUUAAUAGCUGAUAAUUCUAAAUAUUCUCCUGAAAUCGUACGAUUUUGUAUUAUAUUUUAAUAAAAACUGUGUGAACUUUUA